CUGUAGAUGAGCAGGCGUCUUGUUUUGAUUUGUUUUGAUUCGAUUCCGAUGUUGCUCAGGAGAUGUUUCCUGUUUCCGUUUCCCGCCGUGCGACUGGUGCGUCGAACCCUACACCGUCAGCAUGACCACAUUGUGCUCCACCCGGAUAUCCGGCAGGCUCUUCAGCUUCAGAAGCCGGUGGUGGCCCUGGAAUCCACAAUAAUUACGCACGGGAUGCCGAUGCCGGAAAACGUGCUCACGGCGCUCGCGGUUGAAGAGCAGGUGCGCUUGCACGGGGCUGUUCCAGCCACCAUUGGGAUCCUGGACGGGCGCAUAAAGGUGGGUCUGACACGUGAGGAACUCACUACGCUGGCGAAGAAGCCCAGGGAGCAGGUGAUCAAAUGCUCCCGGAGAGAUCUGCCGUUCGUGGUAUCCAGAAAACAGAGCGGCGGAACCACUGUGGCUGCCACCAUGCUUAUCGCCCACCAAGUCGGCAUCCGGGUGUUCGCCACCGGGGGAAUUGGGGUCCACCGCGAUGGCCACGAGUCGCUUGACGUAUCCGCCGAUCUCACCGAGCUGGGGCGCACUCCGGUGGCCGUCGUUUGUAGCGGCGUUAAGUCCAUCCUAGACAUUCCCCGUACGCUGGAGUACUUGGAGACCCAGGGCGUGUGCGUGGCCACCUUUGACAGCCCCGGUGGCGUCUUUCCUGACUUCUAUACGUGUGAUAGCGGGUGCAAGGUUUCCUAUAACUUGAAGAAUGCACAAGAGGCGGCGGAACUUCUGCGAUCCUGGCAUGAGCUUAAAAUGGAGUCUGGGCUUGUUAUUGGGGUUCCCAUUCCGAAAGAGUUUGCUGCGGAUAAAUCGAAAAUUGAAAAGGCAAUCAUCGCGGCAACUGCCCAAGCCAAGGAGGAAGGAAUUUCCGGCAAGGAUGUGACUCCGUUCCUGCUCGCUUCAAUAGCCAAUAUCACCGAAGGAAGGAGCCUUCAGUCCAACAUAGCUCUAAUCAAAAACAAUGCCAAAGUGGCGGCGCAAAUUGCCGCUUCGCUCUGCGAGGUCUCUACGAGUGUUGAGAGCCCAGGACAAAAAACUUUGGAUAGGAAACCCCUGGUGGUUGGAGCAUCCAUCCUGGACCUCUCCUUUAAAGUAGACGACGAGAGUCGGGACAUGAAGCUCGAUGGAGCCACAUACUCUGCAGUGGCCAAGCAAGCAGCUGGUGGAGUCGGUCGCAAUAUCGCCGAAGGCAUUUACAAGUUGUUUGGGGAUGUGAACCUGAUAUCCGCGGUGGGCAAUGACCAGAUGGGGCAGGCGCUGCUCCAGAUGAUGCCGAAGGCUCUGCACCGAGGUCUGUUCCUGGCGGACAGCCAUAACACCUCACUUUGCUCUGUAAUCUUCGAUAAGUUUGGUGACUGUAAACUGAUCCUGGGCAACAUGGAAAUCCACCAGAGCAUCACACCCGAAACCCUUCAGGCCCACCAUCAGCUCUUCCGGGAAGCCCCGCUCAUCGUUAUGGACAGCAACAUUUCGGAGCAGGCGAUGGCAAGCAUUCUGCAGCAAGCGCAGAUAAAUAAGAUUCCUGUCUUCUUCGAACCUACGGACAUGUUCAUAGCCGGGAAGCCAUUUAAGUUGCUCCCGGAGCUGACAAAGAAUAUUAGGCUGAUAAAACCGAAUCUCCAAGAGCUGAAGACCAUUACGGAGGCUAUCACCGGGGAACCUGUCAAAUGGAGUCCGGACACCAAGCUGCCCCAAGCGGAACUUCUGCAACAGGCGAAGUCCAUGAUCAGAAAUAUCGACUGCCACUUCAACUGCAUCAUAGCCACGCUUGGUGAUCACGGGGUACUCCUAAGCUACCGAGGGGAUGCGGAAAACGACGCCAGGCUGCUCCUGGACGUGAACAAGACAACGACGCCUCACAGAACGCGGUUCUAUGCCGCGCCCAUAGUUCACAACAUAGUUAAUGUUUCGGGGGCGGGCGAUAGCUUAUGUGCGGGGUUCAUCACUGCCCUGCUGCGGGGACGCAACCUGGAUGAGUGUGUGGCGGCCGGUUUUGUGGCCGCGGAGAAGGCUCUGCAAUCCGAGUCCGCUGUGCCCGCCUCCUACUUUUCGGGUUCUGAAUCCUUCGAAGUUCGUUACAAGCAGGCAGUGAAGAUCCUCCAACAGCAAAGCAUUUAGUUGAUAAUUGUGUGACCAAGCAAAUAACGAAGGCAUUUACUCUGGACCUUUUCUUUAUUCCUAAAUGUUUUCCUAAUAUGUAAAUACAAAGAAAGUGUUUAGUAGGCCCAUCUGGAAGAUAAAAUAAAUCAAUUAAAAUUGUUUAA
Messenger RNA from Drosophila ficusphila, 2294 nucleotides. RefSeq names its product pseudouridine-metabolizing bifunctional protein C1861.05. Lineage: Eukaryota; Metazoa; Arthropoda; Insecta; Diptera; Drosophilidae. Gene Ontology annotation, molecular function: pseudouridylate synthase activity; kinase activity. The record is from RefSeq and is a predicted model, not a curated record.